GUUCGCAUCGAACGAACGCCCGCCGUGCACCGUUCGGAAACCGGCUCGCUACGUAUAUAAGUUAUUUUGUGAACUGAAACUUAACUAGUGCGUGUACAUUUCGUGAAGUGAAUUUUGUGAAUCACUUUGUUAGUGUUUGUGUCGUGUUAAAUUAACAUACAUUUGCUACGAUUUGUGGAAUUCUAACCAGUUUUUGAACUUGCGUCAAUUAAGCUGACUGCUAGUUGUCAUAAACUAAAAGUUGACACAGACCACUGGGCUUAUAAUGUCGUAAGGUACAUGUUGACAUGAGAGGAUGAGCCAUGGAAUCACGCAGUGCGCCGCCGAGCCCCGACGAGUCUGGGGAGGCGGUGUUCAACUCUCGUUGUCUUCAAUAUCAUCAAACGCCUCUGCAGAGGACAUUUGCGAGCUGCAGAGAAAACACAAGGCCCCGGCCUCAUCAUCGACAUGCAGUGUCAGAACCGGCUCGCCCGGAUGAAAGAGUUUUCACAACGGCCGAAGUACACGACUAUCCCUCAUCAGAAUCGGGCAUUGCGGCAGACUGUCCACAUGCCCAUAGUAGCAAUGCUGAUGAUAGCCCUUGUUAUGAUCGCUCAGAUUAUGAAGGUAAUUCAAGCUAUAGUCUGAGACAUAACUAUAAUCACACAAGUGACUGUAAUAAGCAUCGUUCAGAAUUUCAUCGGAGUCACACUCCAGACUAUAAUGAGCAUGGCUCAGAUAGUGAUAGAGGACAUCCACGUAGUCAAACAACUCGUAGACCGCACAGAAAACACAGGCGAGAAGAAGACGAUGGUGCGCAAUCUCUCGAUGAGCGAUGUGCACGUGAUCUUGAUGAAAUUUUACCCGCCCGACUCGCCGGUAUAAAUUUAUUACGCGAUCAACCAUCGCAAUCAUGGAACCGUAGCAAUAUUGCUGCUACUAUGGAGCGAUUUGAGCCCGUCGAUUAUUCAUACGCCUAUUAUGACCAUCAUUUAUCAAUGCCAUCGUCAUCGAGAAAAGCGAAUCGACAACGUGGACGCGGCUUACCGAGAGAGCGAUCUGCUCGCCAUAAUUACGUAACACGAUACGGUACAGAGGAAAAUAUUUAUGAAGAAAUUACAGAUGGUUCAAGAACAUGUCCAAAACAUAGACACGCUCCAAGGCAAUCUCUUAUUUCCCUUGACAGAAGUGUUGUCGAAGAAGAAGUACGUCGAGUAGAAUCAAGACAUAAAAGAAUAUUAGGCGAGUUAAACUUAAGUGUAGAAGCUAUGCUUAUGCCUGAAUGCGAGUCACCUGACUCGGAAAGAGCUGAAGAUAGAGACAAUAUUGAGGAACUAUUGAGAGUGGGGCCUACGGAUGAACUUCUAUCACCAGCAAGUUGUAAUCCUCCAGAUUUAGACAGUGGUUUUAGUGGAAGUAGUAGCGGUGCUAGUUAUGUAGGUAGCUUGCGAAGAAAACCCACCGGUUCUGUGCCCCAUUUACCUGCUGUGGCCUAUGGAACCCGCGGGGCUGGAGUUCGAAUCUUAGGUGCUGACGAUUGUCAAUUACGAUGCCCUAGAGACAUUCCGUCACCUCGUAGCUCAAGUUGUGGUGACGCAAAGUCAACAGGCUUUUGGAAUAAGAAAGCAUGGAAAAAGAUAUCUGGUUUUUCAAGUUCUAACAGCAUUAACAAAGCCGGACUUACUGGUCUGCUCGUUAGGUACACUUUCCGGCGUAAAUCCGGAUCGCAGGGCUCUCAAGGCAAGCGAAGACCUGAGCCCGUCAAAUGCGAUGCGUGCCUCUCUCAACGAUGUUAGCCGGUCAAUGCUACUCAAACGGAAAACUGGUGGUGCCGUUGGAUUCCCUAGCACAGAGCUGAAUAUUUGGAUACAACAAUUAUAAAUAAAUAAAUUUAACAGUCUGUGAGUCGCUAAAUCGAUUUUGAAAUGAGAUAAAACAUAUGUUUUACAAUUCCUAAACGGGCAACAAAUUGAUAUUAUUACAAAAUUGUAAGCUUUUUGAAAAUUAUAAGUUAAUUUAAUUAUGCUAAUGGGAUAAUCCAUCGUUGAUAAUUUUUGACAAUCACCGCUAUAACUAUCGGAAGGUUAUUUUCCUUUUAAAUAUGUUUGGACAUUACUAUAUAUUUAUGGACAUUCCAAUCAAGUAGCGAAAAUAUGUCUUAUAUUAAAUCAGUCUUAAAGACCCUGUAAAUAAUGUAAAUAAAGGCAAGUAUACGUUAAAAAGCAAGUUUCAUAGAAACAGUAAUUGUUGAUAAACCAGAAAGGCUGAAGUUUCAGUUCAUAUUAAACGUUGAUUAAAAAAAAGGCUCUAAAGUAUUUUCUACAAAUAUAAUCACGUUGUUUUCGGCUUUUUUACAUAUAUUUGGUGCUUUGCUGACAAAUAUAAGCUGCAGUUACAGUAAAGUUUUCGAUAUAGUAUAAAAUAUAAUAAACUGAGUUUUAAAGACGACGUCAUGACUGUUAGAUCGAAAUAGUUUUAUAUCAGCGUGAAUGAAAUUUAUAUAAAUUGUGAAACAUAAUGACAGUUAGAUAGACAAGGAAGACUAUUUGCAAAAAUUGGUUUUCUAAUUUUAAGACCUAAAAAUGACAUUUCUUUUCAUAAAACAAGGAAUUUAGAAUGUUAAAAUAUAUGAGAGAUUUUGAAUAAAAAUGCGUAAUUUUUUCUGAGAAGGCUUGCAGUUUUAAUAAAUUUUAUGGUCCAACAUAACCGUAACUUAAGAAUAUUGUAUCAGAAAUUGUUUAUAGUUGUUGGAACUUGUAUAUUAUGUAAAUAGAUAUAUGGUUAUGUAAAUACAAUUGCUGCCAUUAAAAUACUCUUGGUGUAAAGUAGAACUGAAAGUAAUUUUGUUAUUUUAUAAACCUACUCAAUACGUCAACAAAUUGGUCUUUUAUAUUAAGUUCUCUGUGUAAUAAUAAUAGUUCAAGUGUAAACUCUAUAUAACGCACUCGCAUAUUUGGACGUUACAAAGAGUUAAAUGUAAAGAAGAAAAAUCUGUAUUAGAAAAAGAACAAGUUUUUUACAGACUAGGAAUUACAUAAAACAAAAUUCUUAUUUGAACGCUAUUGCGUAUGUUGUUAUUUUUGCCUGGUGUUUAUUGCUGCAGCAGAAAUUAGGUUGUUUUUUUAUAUUGAGGCAUCUUCGUGAUAAAUCACAUUCAAGCAAUCCCAAUUUGUAAACAAAAGAACGGAUUUCUUAGUUUGUUGGGUACGUAUGAUGCCGAUAGUCGAGUUUAUUACGGGCAACGACAAUAAAUCAACAAAAUACCGUACACAGUUCUGCAGUUUUACCUAAGCUCGGCAACUAAAAAGUACUUUUUUGAGCGUAAUGCUUUGUAUGGAAGACAAGAUAAACCAACCAAAGCCUAGUGAUUUCGACACUUUAGGGAGUUUGUCGUUAAAUCAAGACGUUACAUGGAGAUUACACUGUAAUUAUAAAGAAAAUUCUAUGUACCAUACGAAACUCAACGUAAUUAUAAGAUGCGGAUCAUCAUACUAUACUUGUCACCAUGGUAUCUAUUUUACAUGGAAAUUGUAUUAAAAAUUAAAGUAUCGCUGGCAUUUCCUGUUAAUUUAUAAAAAAAUAAGAAUCAUAGUAACGCGGUGUACAGUCCACGUUUUUGUUUUAAAAUAUAUAUUAAUACUGUCUAUGUAAAUUAAUACACACGAUAUUAUGAAAUAAAUAAUAUUACGCUUUCAUAUAAUGCCGAACCAAUGUAGCAUGAAGAAGGCAUUAUGAAGUUAUCAAUGUGAUCAAAACACUGUAAAUAUUUUAUUUAUCACGCUUUAUAUAAUAAAAUGUAUAAUAGUAUUUAUAAUUGUUCUAAUCAGCGAGUUAUUAUUUUGUACGUACUGUAAACUCGACUGAUGUUAAAACGAAUAAUCAAUGUUACACAUUUGUCUGUAAUUUAGUGAUUGUGUUCAAGUCAAAAGAGAUUUUUAUUAAAUAUUAAAAAUCAA
This is a messenger RNA of Pieris rapae (cabbage white), 3935 nucleotides long. RefSeq lists its product as uncharacterized. The record is from RefSeq and is a predicted model, not a curated record. The coding region runs from base 303 to 1775 and encodes 490 amino acids. The transcript is spliced from 5 exons. Lineage: Eukaryota; Metazoa; Arthropoda; Insecta; Lepidoptera; Pieridae.